ACCGCUCCUGGCAGUGCUCACCCAGCACUGGACCUCAUCAUGGCCUCAGUCUCAGAGCUCACCUGCAUCUACUCGGCCCUGAUCCUGCACGACAAUGAAGUGACAGUGAUGGAGAAUAAGAUCAAUUCCCUCAUUAAAGCAGCUGGUGUAAAUGUUGAACCUUUCUGGCCAGGCUUGUUUGCAAAGGCUCUGGCCAAUGUCAACAUUGGAAGUCUCAUCUGCAAAAUAGGGGCUGGUGGACCUGCCCCUGCAGCUAUUGCUGCACCGGCAGGAGGUCCUGCCUCUCCCACCUCUGCGGCCCCAGCUGAGGAGGAGAAAGUGGAAGCAAAGAAAGAAGAAUCUGAGGGGUCUGACGAUGACAUGGGCUUUGGUCUUUUUGACUAAACUGGCUCUUUUGUAACACAGUCAAUAAAAGCUGACCUUUGUUGCUGUU
This is a messenger RNA of Myotis davidii, 433 nucleotides long. Its product is annotated as 60S acidic ribosomal protein P1. NCBI's taxonomy places the organism in Eukaryota, Metazoa, Chordata, Mammalia, Chiroptera, Vespertilionidae. Gene Ontology annotation, molecular function: protein kinase activator activity; ribonucleoprotein complex binding; structural constituent of ribosome. Gene Ontology annotation, biological process: cytoplasmic translation; translational elongation. Bases 40 to 384 code for a protein of 114 amino acids. Gene Ontology annotation, cellular component: cytosolic large ribosomal subunit; ribosome. The record is from RefSeq and is a predicted model, not a curated record. The transcript has a single exon.